AUGGAUAAUUUAAAAAGUGCAAAGGAAUAUUUUGUAAGCUUAUUAGUUUAUCUAGAAACCUAAACUUAUAUAAGAAAUUAAAAAAAAGAGAAUCAAGGAAUUGCGUUCAAGCCCUAAUUGGGAACACAUUCAAUAAGUUGUUGAAAACAUCUAAUAAACAACAUAUUCAAUCAAUACGAUUAAGGCUCUUGAUGAUUCUAUUCUCAAAGCAUUGACUUUUAAAGAUAUUUGUGGAUCAGAUAUCGCUUAUCAUUUAAUAAUAAAUUUUCAAUUUGACCAAUUUAUUGAUAUCAUAGGAUAAGUUGAGUCACUUUUUACUUCUAAUUUCAAUUAAGUCAUUCAAUCUGUCAUUAAGGGAAUUUCAUUAAUUAAAAAAGAAAAUAAUUACAAUAAGAUUUUGGCAUUUAUAAAAUAACUAACAUCUAUUUUAAAUGCACGAAGGGAAUCAGAAUAGGAUAAAGGUAUCAUAUUAAUCAUAUAAUUUAUAAGCAUUUAAAUUUAAUUUAGACAUUGUUGUAAGUUCAAGAUACAAUUAUCUCAAGAGUCUUUGGGAAUUAAAAUUAUUGAUGAAUCUUUAUAGAUUGCUUGGAGAUUUUGAAUCUGAAAUAACAAAACUUAGCGCCAUCAAGAAAGAUCUAAAUAUUAUAAAACUACUCAAUUCGCCAUCUUAAGAGAGAGGUUAAGUUUCUCCUUUAAAAAUUUAAUCGUAUUUUUCUGGGGAUGUUUAGAAUUAUAUGUAAUAUGUAUAAUAAUAAGAAAUAGUAUAUUGAUUAAGGAAAAGUGCUGGGAUCUGUUUUUCAGGCUGGACAUUGCCACAAUUUUUAAACCUCUAUCAGAUGGAUUAUCUUUGUAUAUGAGAUUAUUGAAGGCAGCUCCUUUUUAUGUAUUAGUAGAAUUUCAUUAAAUGCAUAAUUAAAUUAUUAAGGAGAGUCUCGACUCAUAACACAAAGGGACAUAUAACAUUUUACAUUGCAUUUCUGAAAAUAAAUAUCCUAUUGAUCAAGAGUUUAUAUAAAUAUUAUAGGAGCUUAAUUUAGGCAAUCUUAAGAGAUAGCCAUAUAAUCAAUAAAUACCGCUUGUAUUUUAUUUAAGAAAAUAAAAAUCAAUAAAUUAAAACUAUUUAAAUUAUCUUUCCACAGAUAUUAUAGAUUAAAAUCAGAGCCAAUACGAGGGUUUAUAACUAUUAAUGUCAUUAUAUACUAGAGGAAUGUAUUAAAAAUAACGUAUUGGAGAAUGCAGAAAAAUUGUUAAAAACUAUAAUAAAUAUAAAAAGUAACCAAAAUAAUCAAAAAGGAAAAUUCAACCUGGCAGAAAAAUUAUUAAAACCUCUUAUAAUCCCUAAAAGUAACCCAAAUAAUUAAAAGGGAAAAUUCAAAAUUUCAAAAAAAUAAAACCAAGAUAUAAAUUGUCCAAAAGCGUAAGUGUAAAGUAAGACUAAUUUAGACAACAAUUAAGUACAUUUUCAGAUGAUAUUAAAUAUUCUGCGUAAAAUAUCUAUGAAAAUACUGCAGCAAUUCAUAAAAUUUAUAAUUUAAAAGGAAUUAAACAGGACUUCAACAUCACUCAAUAUAGUUUUUCUUUGUGUCACUUUGAUUAUAACAUUUCCAAAAUAGACUAACCAUUAGCAAUUUGGAUAAAAGAUUCAACAUUAUUAGAUUAAUUUUUAAAUUAUCUUGAAAAGGAUUUUUGUUCAAAUAUUAAUCAAUAAAUCAAGGAAGCCAUCGAAACUCUAUUACAAGAACUCAAAUAUUCUAUUUCAAUCGAUGAUUUAAUAGUUUAGAGAAAAAUUGUUAUUUUAAAUACUUUGUUAAAGUAAAACAGGACAGAAUAAGAAAAUGAAAGGAUAAAAAGUUAAAUUUCAAAUUUAUUGAGUAAAAGUUAGGAAAGUUUAAGAAAGCCAUUCUGUAGUUAUUCUAAAUAUUAAACAUUUUAAGAUUAUUUGAUAUUCAAUGAUUUAAUAACAAUAGAAGAAUACUAAAUUGAUAAUGCAUUUGAAUCUGUUAUAAAUCUUCUUAGUUUGGGACUUAGAAAUUAGGAUUAUAUUUUGGGAUUAGCUAAGAAAGUUGAAAGAGAUGAAUAGUAUCCAUCUUUAGAUUCUUUGCUCUAGAUUUGCUUUUAAUAAAACAUUAUAGAUAAAUGUAGCAAAUUGUUUAAUUUGAAGAAUCAAAAAGAUUUUCUUGAUAAUCUCAUUGAAUAAUCGUUUAUGAAAAGUAGUUUGAUUAAGACUCCUAAAGGUAUUGAACUCAUUUAUUAGUUUUUGGGGUAUCGUUUGCAUAUUUAAUUAUAUAAAAAUGUUCUUUACAAUUUUUAAGAAGAAUGUGUAAUAAAAUUCUUUUAAUUAUUUUAUGAAAGAGAAUAAUAAGAUUACUUUAUUAAACAGAAAUAGUACACAAAAUUAAUUAUCAGUCAUUUGACCUAAUAAUAAUUAGGAUUGAUAUUCUAUUAUUAAUUAUAGGGAAUCAGGGUCGAAUUCAAUAUCAAUUCCCUUAAAUAUAAUGCAUCUACAAUAUAAGAGGAAAUUGUUUUAAGAUAAAUCAAUGAAAGCAAAAACUUUUUAUAAGUUCUGGUAUCAAAUGAUAAAUAUUCUGAAUUUUUAUAAGUGAGUUUAAAAUUUUAUCCUUUAUUUUAAGCAAGAGAUGGCAUCGAUUAUGUAUUAGAGGCUUUGAAUAAUGAAGCAUAUAAAAAUUUGGCAAUCUUGGAAUAAUGGAUUUUUGAUAAUUUUGAUGAAUGUUAAAGUUCGAAUAAAUACAAAAAUACUAUUUUUAUCUUUUUGAGACAUCACAGCUUCUUAAUAUAUGGGGCAUUUGGGAAGGCAAGUAAGAGGAUUGACAGAGAGAAAUUCAAUAGGUAAAUUAAAAACUAUUGUAACAUAUUCGGAAGAUAAAUUGAAUUGUAGAAGACAUUAAAACAACCAAAUAUUUUCGAUCUCAAGAAUCUAAAAAAAUUUAAUAAAUCCUUUAUUAGUUAUCUUGAUAGAGAAAACACUAUUCUAUUUUCUCAGCUUAUCAAAGAACACUUCUAAAGUCAAAAAUCAUCUAUUCUAAUUAAUUAUGUUCGUAAUUCAGAAAAUCCAGCAAUACCAGAAAUAAUACAUUACAGUUAGAAUAAAAGAAUACUUGAACAUCUUGAAUAUUUGGAUUUAAUUACCAAAGAAGAAUCUGAGGUGAAAUCCAUUAUUCAAAAUCUUGAACUGUUACAAAAGAGAGAGUAAGAAGGAGAGGAAGAGAAUUCUGAUAUUUAAAUCAAUAAAUACGUAAUUCUUUAUUAUCUGACUCAUUUUACAAAUUUAGAAUUCAUUAAACCUUACUUUUUGAAAUGUAAUUAUCAUGAUAUCGGCAAUGUAUUUUUAAAGCUAUUAGAAAAAAAUUCAUUUCGAACAGUAGAAUUCAUUUUAUUGAAUCAUAAAGGUAAAUUAAAAGAACCUUAAAUACAACUUAAUAGUUCAAAAGAUACUUACUUAAGGGCUUUAGGUUCCCAUUGGAGUAUAACUUUGACAGCAAAUCAAUUCAAAGAUUUAGUUUAAAAUAACAAUGUUUAGAAUUAGGAGAAGGAGUAAAUCUUAGAGUUGUUAACCAAUUCUGGUCAUUUUGAAAAAUUGGAGUAUGUCCCUAAUUGGAUUAAUAAUGAUAAUUAAUUGAUAGAACUAGCUUCUAUAGCUUGCUCACUUUUGGUUAAAGAAUAUAAUUGGUAAAAUAAAAAAUUUAAAAAUGCCUCUAUUCCAGUAUUUAUGUAUCAGAAAACUAAAAUGAACUAUACAUUAACCAAGUUAAUUGAUUAACCUAUUGAAACUCCUUAUUUAUUCACUCAUAGAUUGGGAACAGCAAAAGUGCUCUAUAAUUAAAUUCUUGAGAGAAAUGUUGAUUUAAAAGAACAUAAUAAGAAUUACCUCUUAUUCCAGAUUCUUUUCCCAAACACAAAUUGGACUUUUGAUACUAAAGAGUGCGAUAUGGCUACUAAAUUUCUACUUUUGAUAAAAUUGAAUUUAUUGAAACAAAAUUGGAAAAGCUAUAUAGAAAUUAUAAUAAAAAAUGCAGCCUUUUAUUAUGAAGUUCUUUAUGACUUUUCAGAAGUUUUAUAUGCUAAAAGAUACACUGAAGCAUGGAAUUCAUUAAUAAACAUGAUUGACUAAUUGGUGCCAAUUUAUGAAGGCAUAUCUAAAGAUAGUCCAACUACUAACGGAUUAAGAUAAAUCUAAACUGUCAUGCAUCAAACAAGAACAGAAAAUGUUAAAAACAAUUAUUUUGCAAAAUAACUUGAAUAGCACUUUGAGGAUAUCUAGUUUAAGAAUUUAGAAAUAAAUACCAGAUUAGCAAAUAUUUAUUAUGGACUUCCAUUUGAGAUUGGAACAUUCAAUGAAGUAGAUUUAUUUGUAGCUCUAAUGGGUAGAAACUAAAAUUCAAUUCUAAAGCUACUCAAAAAUUCAAGUAUUAAUAUUGCUACGUUAUUAAAUAAGUAUAAUGUCAUUCAAUACUUAAUCAAACAUGGAAAUGAAGACACAGUUAUUGAAGUAUUAAAAUUACUAACAAGCAGUGAAAUUGUUGAAUCUCAUUUCUUUCAUCAUGGUUUGCCUUUGCUCACCUAUAUUGUAUUUAAGAAGUAGUAUAAACUAUAUAACUUUGCCUAAAAGUAUUUAAUUAAUUAAUGGACCUUAAAGCCAAAGAUAAUAGAAUAAAUAAUUCACAGCUAAAUUUAAGAAUUAACUAUCCAUCAAUUUGCUUAAUUAAAUUCAUUCUAUGUUUAUUUCGAAUUACCAAUAGAAAAGAAAUUAAUUCUAAGAACUAGCUAAUUUUUAAUACCAAAUUCUCAUAACAUCUAACUCAAAGCAUAUAGGGUUUAUUCAAUACUCAAAAUCAUAUUCAACAAUAUGCCAUUAAGAUAACUUGAGAUUAUUAGUUUGUUGUGUGUAUAAAUUAAAGAUGACUCAUAAAUCAGUUUGGAAAAUUUGUUUAAGAAGUUUGGCAAAAAUUAAUUAAUCGAAGACUUAUUUUUAUCUAUUUAUGAUAAUGAAAAGAAUGACAAAAAGGAACUCGUUUUAGAUCUAAUGAGUGAAUUAGGACUUAGCUGUUCAAUAUAGUUAGAUCAAUUUAAUGAAGCUCAAUUAGAAUGGCUCUACAAAAAAAUAUAUCAACAGUAUGGCCAUUAUCAUUUCUUGAUUGAGAAAAUUAUAAGAUUAGCUCCCAAUUCGUUUAUAAAUAAUGAUAUUUUGGAUUGUCCUAAAUUAGCAUUGAUUGUAGCACAACAUGGCAGAUUUGAUGCAUUGUAAAAUUUAGUUGAUGUUUAAAAUUUUGGAUAAAACUAUACAAAACUAGUAUCAGCACAUUUCAUUAAAAUUAUCUUAAUGGUAAAAUAUGGAUAGAAUUAUGAUCCAUUAAUUGAACCCAAAGAUAUAGACGAAAUCCAUUUGAAACAUUACGUGAAUGCCUUAGAUUUUAUCGAAUCUGAUCAACAAGGCUCUAUUAGUAUUUAGUUUAUGAAUCAACUCAUUCCUAUACUACAUGUUGAAAACUCAUCGAUCUAAUAUAUUGAUAAAUUUUAUGGAUAAUUUAAAUCCGAAAGUAACCAAAUCAAAAAGGCUUUCAAAAUUAUAAUCAAGUUGAAGGAAUUCAAUUAUGAACUCUAACAAAUAGAGUUGAAUGCUAUUGCUAAAUGUGAUUACCUAGUUAAAAAUUUCAAGUUCUAAUUCGGAGAGAAAUUUAGUUUAGUUUAAAGUGGACAAUCCUCUACAAUUGUAAUUCCCUUUGAUUAUUAAGAAAAUGAAUUAGAAGAGUUUUUGAAUGGAUUACCUUGUUUUUACAAAGAGUUAUAUGAAAGUACAAUUACAAGUAAGGCAUUUGAGAAAAAGAGAGGUAUAUUCAAGAAAAAGGAUAAACUUGUCAUCAAAUUUGAAGACCAGAACUUAUCUCCAUUUUAUAAUGAUUUAAGAUUUUUGCUGCCUCUAUUGAAGGAAUAAAAAUAACCUGCAGAUAGUCUAGAAUAUAAGAAUGAGUAUUAGAUUAAAGGAUGGUAGCAACUAUCAAAGAAAGAUCAUGAUGAUAAUUGUUUUGUUUACACUUCAGAUGUUACAUUCACAUAAGAAUGGGCUUAAACCAUUUUUUAUUAAGAACCUUAAAAAUCAGAGUAUUUUUAAAAAUAUCAAAAUCAAAUCUUAAUUUUCUUUAAUACAAAAAUAAUCUUAAAUUAAGUUGAAAUCUAAUAUUAAUUAAGUAAUUCAUUAAAAUAGUUACUCAAUCUUUCAACUAAAGGGUUAGAUUAAAAGUGUAAAAUAGAAUUAGAAUCAUUUAUGAAAGUGUUCUUUAUGAACAAAAACCUCUAUUCUGUUUACAACAAUUGGUAUAAUCUAAUAAAUGGUAUAUCCACUUAUCCAACAUUGAUAGCCAUUUUAAGACAAAUUUUAACUUAUGUUUGUCAAAUCACAUGUAUGUUCAAUUAAAAUAGCGAUAAUAAUUAAAUAACUGUAAAGUUUGAAAUUACUGAUACUCAAGGUAUAUCACCUUAAAGUCACUAUCUGGAUGAAUAUUUCUCUUUUUGCAAACCUUCUAUAUAUUUAGAGAAUGAGACAAUUAUCGUUACAAUUCCUGUAAGUAACAGUGGUAAGAAAGGAGAGAGAACAACUUAUUUAGAGGAGAUUUUUAGUGCAAUUGAUUUAGAUUAGUUUAUCAAGGAGUAAUUUUCAUUAAAAGAUAAUUUGGACGCUUUGAUUUUGAGAUAUUAAUUGGAGGAAGCUGCUAAGGAAACUUGUGAAUAAUUUAGAAAAUCGAACAAUUUUGAUCUAUUAAUAUAAUUAGAUAGGAAGGAUGUAAGAUAAUAAAUAGAGAAUCUUAAUUAUGAAUAAUAAAUAGAUUAUUUAAAUAAAUUCAAAACAUAUUUUCAAUGGACUUUGAAUUUAGAUUUGUAAAAAUUAAUAGCAGGUAAUAGAUUCUCGUAAUUCUAUAAGGAUAGUUUAUGUUCUGGUAAAUAUCUUACGAAGCCAUUAGAUAUUGGAAAUUUCUCUUAAUUUAAUGUUAAUUCAUUACAGAAUAAUUUUGGAAUCAUAUAAAAUAAAGAAUAAUUUUUAACAAAUGCAUAAAACAAAAGAAUAUAUCAUGUUUUUUAUACAAAGGAAAAUAGAAAUCAUGCUGUUUUCUGUUAAUUUGUGAAAUCAGUAAAGAACAGAAACUAUUUUAUUGAAUUAGAUCUAUACAAACUCAAAAGGAAAUAUAAUAAAUACGCUAACUUAAUAAUUAAAAGUGAUUACAUAAAAGGAGCUAUAUAUUACACUUAUGAAUAUGACAAAUCAAUCACAGAAUAGAAUGCAAAAUUAGUACUUAUUGAUUUUGAGGGUCACUAUUAUUUUAACUAGGAUGUCAAUUUUGCAAACUAAAUUCAAGAUCACACAACACUAUCUGAUAACAUCAAAGUUACUAAAUUAAGCUUUGGGCUUUCUUUUGAUAGAUCAAAUAUUGGUUAAAAUAGACUUUACUUUAAUUAAAUUGAUUUCAGAUUGAGGGAUUAUUUGGAAACAUCAAGCAUUUAAUCCGACAAAUCUUAUGACUUAUAAAAAUUAAGGGUAGAUAAAAGUUAAAUUAAGCUUGAUCCUCAAUUAGCUGAAUAUAAUGGAUUUGAAGAUAAAUACAAUAAGAAGAAAAAACAGAGAAACUAGAAAUUACAUAACAUGCUUUUAACCAUUCUAUCUUAUGUUUCUGAUCAUGAUGCUACUCCAACUUAAUUUGAAAUUCCAGGCUAGAAUACAAAAUUAAAUGAUGAAAACCUGGACUCAUUAACAGAUUAUUGUAAGUAAUAUAGAAAAUAAGAAUUAUAAACUCGUGCUGGAGAACUUAGAAAGGACAGGGUUAUGUUUUAUGAUUGUUUAAACAACCUGAUAAAAAAUAAAAAAGUUAUAAAUGAUAUUAAAUGCUAUGUUUAGCAUGAAAAGUUUAAGGAGAUAGUGCAUCAUCCUGAGGUCUCUUUCAAUAAUGGAGUAUGCCUAUCUUGGACUCCUUAUAUCAAAGGAUAAUAUGAUGUAUUUGUGAAUGGUCAAUAAAUGAAUUUCAAGUUUUCUGUUAUGGCUUCUAAGUAGAUCUAGUCUGAAAAAUUCAAGUUAAUAAAGGAUGAAUCAGAAUUUUAAUACUUUGUUGAAAAAGACUUAAGAUUCGAAUUAUACGACAUCUAUAACAAUUUGAUAACAAGAGCUGAUGAAAUGCCAUCUGCCUUAUCGGUUAAAGUUAUGAGUUCUAAUUUUACAGUGAAGACUAGAUGUGAUUACAAUGACAGUUGGUGUGUAUUAUACAUAUAAUUUUGCAAUUAUGCCAAGCCAGAUGAUAAGAUGGAUGAAUGCAAAUUGGAAAUAAAUUUAGACAACAAAACCAUUAUACAAGGCAAAAUAGUCCAAAUCAAACCAUAACCAUUGAAUCAAAAGAGAAUCGAUUCAUUCUCAUCCAAGUUCACAUAUGGAAGUCCAGUUUAAUACUUAAUAAUAAGAGCAAACUUCCUUAAUUCAUUAGCUUAGAUGGAUAAUCAUUGGGGAUUACAUACUCUAAAGUUCAGUUUCCUUUAAGAGGUAGCGAAUGACUAGGGAGGACCUAGCCGAGAAUUCUUUUGUUUAUUCGGAAAGAAUCUUAAGGAUCCUUAAAAUAAUUUGUGUCAUCCCACUCAUAUGGAUGGCUUUUUCUACUUAAGUAAGGGUAUGCUUUUAUUGAAUGAUUCAAUAACGUUUGCAAUUGGUAUGUUGCUGGCCUAUGCGAUUGCAAAUAAACUAAAGAUUGGAAUAUCCUUUGCUCUGCCUUUUUGGAAGAUAAUUUGUGAUCUACCAUUAGAGUUUUCUGAUUUAAGUUAUGUAGUCGAACCACAAAUCUAUCAGAGUUAUCAGUACUUAAGAAACCUAAAAGAAGACGAGUUGUUUUAAUAAGACAUUUACUUUGUGAAUCAGUCAAAUGAAGUUGAAUUGUGUGAGAAUGGUAAAACUAAGAAAGUGGAUUGUAGCAAUCUAGAAGAAUAUUUACAGUUAUCUGCUUAGUAUAUACUUAAAGGUUAGUAUGAGAAUGUUUUUAAACAACUCAAAAGAGGAUUCCAAGGGUAAUUUGAUGCUAAAUUGUUGAUCCAGAACUUUGCUCUCUUCGAAAUUAAUUAAUUGAUUGACAUCAUAGAUUACUAAAUCAACAAAGAAAAAUUAUUGAAGUGCAUUCAUUUCUCCAGGAAGAACCAAAUAAAUGAAAACUACUUUACUUAAUAUGUAAGUGAGGCAGAUUAAGAGAAAUUAGAGCAUCUCUUGACAUUUGUUACAGGUAUUACCAUUCAUUUAUAAUAAUAGGCAGUAAGUAUAGUAAUUUGGAGAACUUUAAGAUAGAUGUACAAACUAAUUUAGAACUCUAAAAAGAUAGACUCCCAGUGUCUAGGACAUGCAGUAACGUUUUAAUAAUUCCAUAAUAUCCUACUUAUUAUGACUUCAAAGCCAAAAUGGAUGUGGCGUUAGAUUGGGGACUGGAAUUCUUUGGUCAGGGUUGA
Molecule: messenger RNA, 9480 nt
Organism: Paramecium octaurelia
Lineage: Eukaryota; Ciliophora; Oligohymenophorea; Peniculida; Parameciidae
Source: the annotation of a GenBank genome assembly